Molecule: messenger RNA, 8335 nt
Organism: Rhincodon typus (whale shark)
Lineage: Eukaryota; Metazoa; Chordata; Chondrichthyes; Orectolobiformes; Rhincodontidae
Gene: pgpep1
Product: pyroglutamyl-peptidase I
Exons: 5
Coding region: 144-776 (210 amino acids)
Biological process (GO): proteolysis
Cellular component (GO): cytosol
Molecular function (GO): pyroglutamyl-peptidase activity
Source: RefSeq, a predicted model, not a curated record
CUGGAAGAGAUUGAGUGUGUGUGUGAGGGGAGGAAGGUGGGAGGGGGUGAGGAUAGAGGAUAGAGGGAAAGAGGGAAAGGCAGGGGCAGGGGCAGGGGCAGGGGCAGGGAAGAGAGAAGAAAGGCUGUGUUCAGCUGGAGGAGAUGGAGAGGAACAGCAACAGGACGGUGGUGGUUACAGGCUUUGGUCCCUUUGGAGAACACACGACCAAUGCAAGCUGGGUUGCUGUGCAGGAAUUACAGAAGCUUGGUCUAGGUGAAGAAGUGGAUCUGUAUGUGUACGAGAUUCCAGUGGAAUAUCAGAAGGUCUUGGAUUUGAUUCCUUCUCUGUGGAAGCGUCAUAACCCUCAGUUGUUCAUCCAUGUUGGAGUUUCAGGAAUGGCCACCACUGUGACACUGGAGAAAUGUGGGCACAACCAGGGAUACAAGGGACUGGAUAACCGAUGUUACUGCCCAGACAAUCACUGCUGUGUCCAGGGAGGACCAGACUGCCUCGAGUCUGUCAUAGACAUGGAUGUCGUGUGUAACAAAAUCACUGACCCACAACUGGACGUGGUCAUUUCUGUCUCACAGGAUGCCGGAAGAUACCUCUGUGAUUUUACCUAUUAUACCUCCCUGCACCUGAGCCAUGGAAAGUCAGCUUUCAUUCACGUGCCUCCUCUAGGGAAACCGUACACAGCUGAGCAGCUGGGCCGGGCUCUCCAAACCAUUAUCGGAGUGAUGCUGGGUGUGCUGGAGCAUCCCACUGCUAAGAUAAACUGCCAGAUGGGGCACUGAGCUCUCAGGAGUGGGUAUUAGGGCAAGCAGAUCUGAAAUCCAAUGGUUUUGCUCUUUCUAAACUGUUAUGGGGUGCAACCCUGAUUAUAGCUGCCGUUGUAAAAUUCACACAUGGGAGGGGGCAAUUGAGUGGGCCUGGAACCUCGAUAACUGAAGUAUAUUCUCUUUGGGGGUGGAGAGUACUCGUGCAGCAUAUUUAAAGUUCAGGUCCCGAAGAUGCUGAGUCGGUACGAAGCCAUGGGCUGGUGUACUGAGUGCAUAUGCACACCGUGAUGCAUUUAAUUCUGCAUUAAUUUUUUUAUACUGUGUUUUAAAAUGAGCCUUUUCUUAUUAAGCAUUUUUAACCCGAGCCUGUGGCAGUGGCUAUGUUUUUGAUAUUGUAAGGUUUGUCGUUAAGUCUGUCACAGUUUUACCCCUCUGUUCUCCUACCUUUAUCUCAUUUGCUUUGACCUUGAUGUGUAUCUCUGCCACUUGCAAGCGCAGCCUUUAUUUUACAUGUGCUUUCUCUCUCUUUCUUUAGAACUGUCAGACUUCUGCUCUCCUCCCUCUGUUUAAGUCUCACGGCUUUUCAUUUUCUCUUUUGGGCUGUCACCUUCUCUUCCACUGGCUGUCUUGCUAUCCUUCUGUGUUUCCCUCUCGCAUGCUGUCAGCUUUCUCUUGCAUUCUCUUUUAAUCUUCCUGAAGCAGAACAAUUUAUGUUCAAGUCUGUGUGAAGAGAAAAGACAGAUGGUCACAGCUCGAUUUUGAACAUUCUCCUGAACUUCACCCCAAAGGCUAAAAAAAAAACCACAGCCCCUGAGGCUGAAUGCACUUAGGCACUUAGAUGUUAUCACUACUCGAAGAGAACACAUGCUCACAGCAUAUGUAUGCAAUGUUUGCUUUGUACUGAAGUCAGUUUUGACUAGAUUUUGUAUUUCUUUAAGGUUUGCGCUAAACUAACCUUAGCUAAGAUGGUUUAAUUAGGUUAAGAUAAUACAAGAAAUGUUAGUUAAUAAGUUAAUGUUACUGUUUUUAUGACCUUAGUUAUUUUGAUGACAGUCCAAGGUUCAUAUCUCUCUUUGUGAGCCUGUUGACACUGGAUUAUCGUUGGACUUCGGUAUGGUUCCACUGCCUUUUUGUUUCCUAUGGGAUUUUGGCACAGGCCUGUUUCUCAGAUAAAUCCAAGGAAACUUGGCAACAUGCUGUCUGUGACGUGAUUGAGAAUGGGAUCUCCCUGUUCUUUAGGAGCUGCAACAUGCUGCGGUCUGUGAUCUGGUGAACAGCUCCUUCUGAUUUCUGCAGAGCGAUUGCACUCCCACUGUGUUCUUCAGUACUGACCUUUAGAGUUUGGCGAUGUUGCGAGGCAGAAACCAGGCAGGCAGUUCCAUCCUUGGAUUUGACUCUGCCUUUCGUGGAAAUUAUUCCCAUCCAGAAAAGGAAGGAAAGAACUGCCAGGAGCAUGCCUUUCCACUAAUUUCUCUUCACUGAUCCUCCUGCAGCUGCGUGCUAGAAGAGGCACAUGGUUUCAUUACACCUGUCCUCACCACAUCUGUAGCCUUUGGAAAUUGGAUUUUGAUGGAGGCUGCAGGCUCUCUUGUGCCUUGGUUAGUAUGUGCCAUGGCUUGGGAAUAGUUGUUCAACUUGCAUGGCAUGGCUCCCCACUGGAGGUGUUUGUGCUGCAUCUUUAACUGGCUUGUGGCAUGAGGACAUUUUUGCUUGUAAUACAAGAAAACAGUGUUGUUAGUUUUCUUAUGGAGGAAGUAGCAUUGUGGGGUAAGUCAUGAGAAGGAGCAACAUGGGGAUCAAUUGGAUAGAUCUUUCAAACAGCUGACACAGGCAUAAUGGGCCAAUGGGCCUCUACCAUAUCCUUCAACAAUUCUAUAAUGCCAUCAGAGAAAGCCACAAGACUGGGCAGGAGGAAGUCAGAUGAGCUUCCAGAGCAGGCAUUGAAACACUUGGUGGAAAGUUGGCUUUAAAUGUUUACGGAAGGAAGGUAUCUCAAUGGAUUAGUCUCCCAAACCCUGAUGGACAAGUUGACAAAUUAAUUCCCUGAAGAUAAAUUUUCCUGGAAACUGCCUGGAUGAGUCUCGAUAAUUUGAGUUGGAGUAAUGAACUAUUGCUGUUGAAUGCACAAUGCUGGUCAGCAAACCUAGUGUGCAGAGAAGCUGCCUCACAAGCCCUGAGGAUUUAAAAGCAAGAUUGUGUGUAGAUUUAAUUGUAGCUGGGAGAUUUAUGAAGGAAGUUCAACAUACUCUAUUUUUAGCAUUAGGCAAUGUAAAUACUGUACUGUAGGAAUAUAUAUAUCAAAGGGGCAGCAUUUAAUUUUAGAAGUGCACAACUUCGACUUUCAUUGCACCUUUUAAUACAACAAGAUGUCCCAGUGUGCUUCAUGACAACGAUACAAGCAAAAUGUAACUUUGAGCUGCACAAAAUUGGUAGCACAGAGGAAAUCCUUUGUUUUAAGGGAUGUCUUAAAGGAGAGGGAGUUGGAGAGGUUUUGGGAGGGAGUACCAGAGUUUAGAGGUCAGGCAACUGUAGGAAUGUUUGUCAAAUGGGACAAAACAAAUUGGGGGGCACAUGAGAUUGGAAGAGCACAGCCAUCCUGGUGUUGGCGGAGAUUGUUGUCUGAGGAGUUUAAGGAGAGGGUUUUUUUUAAAAAAAUCCUUCAGGGCUGCUGGGGAGAUGGGAUUUCCCUGCUGUGCACAGAAACUCGACCUUAGAAGCAGUAGGUGAUUCUCGCUGACUUUGUCAGAUUUAAGAUACAAGAGCUUUUUAAAACUGAGCUGUAUCUGAUUUCUAGAUUGAUUUAAUUAGUGUGAUUGUAACGAUAUGUACCUUCUAUUAUCCACUCCCAGUCUCCAUGAUCACCCAUGUGCUGGAUGUGUUCAUGUUCAUAUGCAAAUUUCUUAAAUCUCUCCUGUUAACUUUGAAAGAGAAGAAAGAAAUGAAGGUACAAGGCAAUAUAUACAGGGUGGUGAUGGCUGAUCGUUUUGUACAUGAGAAGAAAAAUGUUGAUUCUGUAAUUUGCUGAUUUUAGACCUUAAGGUGCUGCACUAUUUGUGGAUUUGUCAAUUUAAUAACUGGUAUUUUCGUUGGAAUGUUUGGCAUGUGGGGGAAGCAUGUCACAGUGAUAGAAGUGCUGCCCUCAGUGUGUAGCUUUCUGCAUCCUGUGACCUGCCCUAUAUUUUUAAAGAUUUUUAAGGAAUUAUUUGAGAAAUAAAGACUAAGGUGCAUCUCAUUCACCAUGAUGAGAGUUGCAUGAUAAACAAUAAUGGCAUCAUGUACGAAUCAUAGCCUUCAAUUUCUGUCAUUUAUCUCUAUCCAGAAUGCACUGUCUGAAAUAAUAAUGGAAGCAGAUUCAAUGGUAACUUGCAACAGCAUUUAAUAUGUCCUUAUAAACAAAAAAGAAACUUCAGUGCCACAGGAAGAGUGAAACUAAAUUGGUAACUCUUACAUGAGUUAGCAAAGGAGCAAUGGACCCAAUGGGUAACUGUCCUUUUUGAUUUUGAUUUUUCUGCCCAGUCCAAAACAGACCCAGGCACAGGAUGAGAGAAUCCCCUCGUGGUCCAAAAGCAUCUAUUCUUCCCAAGCGUGUCUCUUUUCCUGAAUAAAAUUCAACUUAUGCUUAAAAUGGUCAACACAAGCCACUUGCAUCAUCACGCCAGAGAUUUAUUCCAUAGAUUGGUCUGUGUGUGUGACUCGCUCACUCACUGAAAUGUUGUUUUUUGUGGUACCAUCAGACUCAUUCCAAUCUGCAGAUCUACAGGAGAGAUGCUGUGGGAUGGAGCUGCUGCCUCAAGCUUGUCAUUUGGACAUCAUCAAUAACAUUUCCACACUAGGAAUAAUCAAACUUCCAUUUACCUAUCACUUCAGUCUAACUCAUAGCAUUAAUAAGGUAUUUUUUGAGGGGAAGACUCAGUAUUUGAAUGAUGUUCAGCCAGUUUGAGCACAACAAGAUCCUGCAAAGAACAUUUUGGAUGUUGUUUAGGCAAUGCGUAUUGGGUAGGACACUAGGAAAUUCUCCACUGCUGUCCCUCUAAUUGUAUCGAGGAGUCCUUCCAUCUUCAUCUAGGAGGGCACUGCAGGGAAGUGUCAGCUGUGAUCACGUCCUCGACGCUCUGGAUUGGGGCUUGAACUUUAGACUGACUUGGCAAAAGCCAGUGCUGAGUGGGUUGAUUGUGCAUCAGCUGGACUCGGUCGUGAUGGUCAGGAAGUUUGAGUUUCAUGUGCUCUUGAACACUGCACCAAGGUUGACAUUAUCGUACAGUACUGAAGGAGCACGAGGUUGAGAUGUGGAGUCAUGACCCUGUCUGACUCAUCCAGUGACUUGAGAUGCUGAAGAUCCUGUGGCCCUUUUCUGAAACAUUGUGUGCUCUCAGCAUCCUGACCAACAUUGCUCAAUCAUUGCUACCAGCCAGUCGUAAGUUUGUUUAUUCAUUGGUUGUUAUGGAGCCUUACCUUGAAUGAAAUAGUGGCUUAUUUACCUACAAAACAGCUGGUUAUAUCUUGAGAGAUAGUAGGAACUGCAGAUGCUGGAGAAUCUGAGAUAACAAGGUGUAGAGCUGGAUGAACACAGCAGGCCAAGCAGCAUCAGAGGAGCAGGAAGGCUGACGUUUCGGGCCUAGACCCUUCUUCCAUAGUGUAGUGGUUAUCACGUUCACCUCAGACGCGAAAGUCCCCAGUUUGAUCCUGGGUGGGAACAUUAUAGGGUGUGGUUAUAUCUUGAAGCAGUUUUAUCUACCUGAGGUGCUUUUGAGAAUCUAGUGUUGUAUAAAUUCAAGUUGCGUUUCUUACCAGGUUUAGGAAGCAUUCUGUGUCGGUUUACUGUUGUUAGGUGUUGGGUUAGGAGUUUGUAAACUAAGUGCAGUUUUCUAGCUGGUGGCACCAAGCAGCAGUAAGCCAUCCUUUUGGACCAGCUUCAAAUCUUCUGUCCCUGAGGUGAAAAGAACCCCAUCUCAGAGCUAUCCAGUCCCUUCUCACCUGAAACAUUUCAACCAAUCAGUAAACAGCAUUUUGUGCCUACAUUUAAACUGUUGCUCAAAAGUUGAUGUGUCACUUGCUGAGUUGCAGAGAGUCAUUUUUUUUUGUAUUUCAAUAUAGUGAAACUUGAUUGGAUGUUCAAGACUCUAUAUGCAGGAUACUGCCGAGAUUUAAUUGAGUGGAUGACUCCAAGGUUGGUUUUUACAGGAAGACCGAGGUGGUGGAGUGUUAUAUAGGGAUGAGGCGUUAUGGAAAUGCAGGAGAGACAAUAAGGAAUUGUUCCAACACAGUAUGGAGGCAUGAGAGUGCACUGGACAGAAGAGAUAUUUAGAAUGACAGAGGAGAUGAAAAUCCAUGGGUAUGCUGUCUAUAGUGACUGAGUCUCACAGUGGUGGGUGAAUGAGUUUGUAGGGUCAUUUGGUACUGAGCCAGAGGUCAGCUGUCAGGUGAGGUGUUGCUUGUGUCUGGUCCUUGAUGGCGAGGUGUCUCAGCAUCAGAGAGGCAUUGAGCCUUGUGGGGCAAGACAUGAGCAUUGCCAUGAGAAACAAGUGAGUCUACCUAACAGAUGAGAGACAAUGUUGGCUCACCUCCCGCUUGUGUUGAUAUUCAGCUGGAAUGAAGCUUGUGUGAAUGUUCAGAGGAAAAAAAAGUUACAGGUAUGUUGGUGAAGGAGUGGAGCAGGUAGAGCAGACCUCACUGCAAAUUUGUUUUGUCUUUUGACACAGUUUUCUUAAGCCACGAGCAUCUAAGCAGGUAAAAUGAGUCUUUUUAAAUAUUGAAUCUGACCUGAAAGUGCUUGUCAAUAUGGGACUAAGCUUGUACCUUUUCCUGUGCUCUGAACCCUCUGCACAGGGAGCAAACAGGUGUUUCUCUCUGUAAUGUCACCUCUCAACUUGAGGUCAAAUCACCUGCCUUAAAUAAGUAACGCGUGUACAGAUUAUUCAGGGUUCCAUUUCCUGCUCUACUGGCAGUCAAGUCCAAGUCAUGAACAGUAAGACAGUCAUUCUGCUGCAUAUAAGGGUCAGGCCUCUUUAGGAGGCUUAACCUGGUAUCUCUGAUUCUCAAAGGGGAGAAACUGGUUAUAAUUUGACUUUAACUGGUAGUUCUAGUCUGAAAGGAGCAGAAAGUGGAAAUGUCUUUCAGGAACCGGUAGAAGCAAGAAAUUGAUCAGACAGUGGAAGCCUGUCUAUAACCCCAAGCUGUACCUUCCCUUGUUGUGUUUGGGGACAGUGUGGAGACAUUUGUUCUGCCUGACCACAUACUGUGCCAUCCUGGGAGUGUUUAAUGAGCACAGUUUAAAAGGAGCGUUACUCUGUUUCUAACAUCAAAACUGGAGGUAUCCAAAUUUCAGCUGAACAGCCUCCAAUAGACUCAGGGUAAUCAGGGGAGUAAAUAAAGCUGAUGUUACCUAAACCAGUUUGGAGGUCAGUGGGAUGUACUUUGACCAGUUUCCAGAACUGAGACACUGCAGUCCUCUGAGAAUCUACAUCUGCAGAAUGUCAAUGUUCUCUGACUCUGUGAUUAUAGUCAGAAAUCAUGUCUGUGUACAUAUAUAUUUUGGAUAAUGAAUACUCUGCCAGUUUUAAUUUGUCCACCUGUCUGGUUUUGUAAUUAUUAUCCCUCUCUAGGCUAACAUAUUUCCAGACUAAGUGAUUGUGAUGUCAAUGGUGAUGGUUUCGAGCAUUUUAUUGGCAAACUACCAAGUGAUUAACUAGUAAUCCUGGGUUUGAAGAUAAAUCCUUUAGCCACUUCAGAGAUGGGGUAGUUGGGAGAGACAGCAAAAGCACAGGAUGGAGAUUUGACAGGUUUUUUUUUUUUUAAAAAAGCUUUUUACAAAUUGGGAGAAACUAUUUCCUUCGAUGGGAAAUUGGUGAUAAGGUCUUCAAUUGAAAAUUGUCAUGGAGAGUAGGCCGAAGUGGGGAAAUUUCAUUGCAGAGGGUUUGAUGUUUUCCCACCGGGAAUGAUUGAAGCAGAGAUUGGCUUGUUGAGAGAAAAGAAUAAUUGAAACAGAGAGAAGGAGCGCAGAUCUUCAGUAGUUUUGGACUGUUCUAGAGCCAGUGUCGAUGUGUGAUGGAUUGAAAUGUCUAGUAUGUGUAGCAAUGUCUAACAUGCAUUUGUGAACAUGUCCUUUGUUUAUUAUAGCAGAAUUGUGAAUACAUUCCAUUAAAACAUGCAAAAAUUUUCCAAAUUAGUUUGGCUCUCUAACGUAUCAGAAGAUUUAUGGGUUUAUGCCUUGCUCGGGGAUUUGAGCUCCUGACCCAGGCGAGCGCUUGCAUGCAGUAUCCAAGGCUUCUAGCAUUGGCAGAAGCGCCACCUUUCAGAUCAGCUUCCACAUUACAAAUUGAAGCUGUUUUUGGGGCCUUGCUGUUCACAGUAUCCCAGCCACGUCUGCGUCAAGAAAUUUCCUUGGAAAAAUAAGGUGCUGCUUUCCCUUCAGGACUUGUGAACAGCAUGAAUUAUAAGCUUUUAGGGUGUUGCCAUGUGUCACAUUAAGAAGAAUUCCCAGUGUCCAGUCAGUUCAUUUCAUAUAACGGUACAGUUAGGAUCUGAAACAGAAACAGAAAUUGCUGGAAAAGCUCAGCAGGUCUGGCAGCAUCUGU